AUUCAAGGUAGAUAUGCUGAAUGUGUGUGCUGCUAACCAGUGUUAGAUACAAUUCAGAGGUCACCGUUUUAAAUCUUGCAAUAUUUGACGAUCAUAGACAGACACAGGGUCGAAGGUGAAUAUGUCUGGAGAUAUACCCCUCAAUAUCAACAUCAAGGAGCCCCGCUGGGACCAGGGCACCUUUAUGGGCCGGGCCCAGCACUUCUUCAUGGUGACGGACCCCAGGAACGUGCUGCUGUCCGGCGCGGUGUUAGAGGAUGCACGCGUCACUGUAGAGAACUACAGACAAGGUAUUGUGAGACCUGGACUGACCGAGGAUGAGCUCUGGAGAGCCAAGUACGUCUACGACUCGGCUUUCCACCCCGACACUGGUGAGAAGAUGAUUCUGGUUGGACGCAUGUCUGCCCAGGUGCCCAUGAACAUGACCAUCACUGGCUGCAUGCUCACCUUCUACAGGACAACCCCAGCAGUGGUCUUCUGGCAGUGGGUCAACCAGUCCUUCAACGCCGUGGUCAACUACACCAACCGCAGUGGCGACGUUCCCCUGACAGUGAAUCAGUUGGGUGCAGCCUACGUCAGCGCCACGACUGGAGCAGUCGUCACAGCACUGGGCCUGAAGUCUCUCGCUAAGCACCUGCCUGCCAUCAUGAGUCGCUUUGUGCCCUUCGCUGCUGUCGCCGCGGCCAACUGCAUCAACAUUCCCUUCAUGAGACAGAGGGAGCUGAAGUACGGCAUCCCCAUCACCGACGAGGAGGGCAACCGGCUGGGCGAAUCGACCAAGGCGGCCCAGCAGGCCAUUGUGCAGGUGGUCGUGUCCCGGAUUGGCAUGGCCGUGCCAGCCAUGGCUAUCCCUCCUGUUAUUAUGAACGCACUGGAGAAGAAAGCCUUCAUGAAGCGGUUCCCUGUGCUCAAUGCUCCAGUCCAGGUUGGCUUGGUGGGAUUCUGUUUGGUGUUUGCUACUCCUCUGUGCUGUGCACUAUUCCCCCAGAAGAGCUCCAUGAGUGUGAGCAGCCUAGAGGCGGACGUUCAGGAACGGAUACGAAAGAGCAGCCCCCACAUCUCUACCGUCUUCUUCAACAAGGGCCUGUAGACACCCCCCGUCUCACCCCCCCGUCUCACUCCGUAGAGCACACCGC
Alosa alosa (allis shad) is the source of this 1136-nucleotide messenger RNA. RefSeq names its product sideroflexin 3 (gene sfxn3). The record is from RefSeq and is a predicted model, not a curated record. Gene Ontology annotation, biological process: monoatomic ion transport; serine import into mitochondrion. Gene Ontology annotation, molecular function: monoatomic ion transmembrane transporter activity. The coding region runs from base 122 to 1090 and encodes 322 amino acids. Gene Ontology annotation, cellular component: mitochondrial inner membrane. The transcript is spliced from 11 exons. NCBI's taxonomy places the organism in Eukaryota, Metazoa, Chordata, Actinopteri, Clupeiformes, Clupeidae.